AUGGACAGGAUUGCAUUUAACAUCAUAUUUCGGCCUUCCAUGGAUAAGACAGGAUUGACAUGUCUGCAUUUGGCCUGCCAGGAAUGCCAUUUCGAGGUGGCCCAGCUGUUAAUCAAAAAAGGCACAGAUGUCAAAGUUGCGAACGAAGACAAAGAAACACCACUGCAUCUGGCUUCUUACAAAGGCCAUUUUCGGAUGACCCAGCUGUUGAUCGAAAAAGGCGCAGAUGUUGCAGGUGCCGGCGAAUACGGAAAAACACCGCUGCAUUUGGCCUCUCAGCAAGGCCAUUUUGAGGUGUCCCGGCUAUUAAUCGAAAAAGGAAAGACGCAUCUGUUACAAUUGGAAACAAAUAUGGACGGACGCCGCUGCAUAUGGCCCAUGAGGAAGGCCACGACAGAACAGCUCAACUGUUAA
Pyricularia pennisetigena is the source of this 414-nucleotide messenger RNA. RefSeq lists its product as uncharacterized. Bases 1 to 414 code for a protein of 137 amino acids. Gene Ontology annotation, molecular function: protein binding. Lineage: Eukaryota; Fungi; Ascomycota; Sordariomycetes; Magnaporthales; Pyriculariaceae. The transcript has 2 exons. The record is from RefSeq and is a predicted model, not a curated record.